This is a messenger RNA of Stegostoma tigrinum, 4583 nucleotides long. RefSeq names its product TLC domain containing 5b (gene tlcd5b). Gene Ontology annotation, cellular component: membrane. The coding region runs from base 110 to 847 and encodes 245 amino acids. The transcript has 3 exons. Lineage: Eukaryota; Metazoa; Chordata; Chondrichthyes; Orectolobiformes; Stegostomatidae. The record is from RefSeq and is a predicted model, not a curated record.
CGGCCGAUGGCGCUGCUGCUGGAGGGUGCGAGCUGCGAGUGGCUGCACGAAGUGAGAGACCGGGCUGUAGGCGCCGGGAGCCGGGAGAGGGACGUGUGGCCGCGGAGAAAUGGCUGCCCCUGUGCUUCUGGUGAUCUGCAGUUUGAUUUUUUGGGUAUCGCUUUACCUCUCCUUCUGUCAGUUUAACAACCAACAGCACUAUGAGUGGAACUGCCGCCUGGUAACCCUUAUACAUGGAGUUUUCAUUGUUUGCUUCUCUGCAUACGUUGGGUUUAUUGAUGGGCCAUGGCCCUUCAGUCAUCCAGGCUCUCCAAACACUGAGCUUCAGACUCAAGUGCUGUGUCUGUCAUUGGGUUACUUUAUAUUUGAUAUGUGCUGGUGUAUUUAUUUCCAAACAGAGGGUCUGGUGAUGCUGUCUCACCACUGUCUCAGUAUCCUUGGCAUUGCCAUGGUGCUGGUUUUGGGACAUUCAGCUAUCGAAGUCAAUGCUGUCAUCUUUGGCAGUGAACUGACCAAUCCUUUCCUCCAGAUCCGCUGGUUUCUUCGAGAAUCUGGCCAUUACCACUCCUUGCUGGGAGAUGUUGUUGACUUGCUAUUUGUGUUGCUAUUUAGUUGUGUGCGAAUUGGGAUUGGGGGCAGGCUGCUGUAUUGUGAGUUAUCUUCCCCUGUGCCCCUCCCUAUUGUGAAGUUGGCAGGAGUCGCCAUGUAUGCAGUAUCCUGGAUGUUCAUGCUGAGCAUUGCCAAGUUUGCUUGGAGGAAGAUUAAUCACAAAUGCAAGGCAUGGAGAGAGUGGAGCAGGUGUCCUUUUCACUUAUACACCAAUGGACAUGCAAAUAAAGCUUGCUAGCAUAUAGCAACGUGAACAGUGCUGAGGGGCAAUCAAGCACAACCAGAGACAUGUCUUUCAUCAUUUCCUCAGUAUUCUUCUAUAAUGACUUCCUUUAAAUGUGAUUUUGAUCUCAAGAUUUUGAAUUGCCCCCAUUAAGGGAAAUCUGUGGGUCAGUUUAGCAUAUGUCAUGACCAUCUGCACCCAAUCACUCUGAGGUGAAAACCAAACCAAAACUGAUCAGUAUUCUCAAUGGUAUUUGAAUGUUACAAAUGGUCUCUCUGCAUCAUGUCUAACAUCAGACUUGUUCCCUGACAAUGCUACAUGUGGAACAAACAGUUUGGGUUGAGUUUUACCUGAUGAUCUUCUGUGGGUCUAUUUCCCUCUUUUGGAGUACCUGACUCACCAUAUGAUUCAGGUCCCUGGUGAUUUCAGAUAAGAGCCAUAGGCCACCUGCUAUCCUGGACAGUCACCAUUAAGGAAUAAGAGUUAUUGAACAGUGAUUAGGAGCAGGAACCCUGGUUGAUUUCCUUUCUGUCUGACCCAGGGGCAUGAUUCUUUGUUAAUUUUGCCCCUAUAUGCACUAGGGAUAGUGUUUUCCUGGGCCUUGUGCCAGUCCAGCUGAGUGCAGCUAACAACACACAGUUAAACGAUGGAACCUUGUGACCAGUGUGGCUCAGCCAAUAAGACAGUGAUUUUACUGAGACUUUGAAGACUCAUCUUUGAGCUCUCCUGGAUUAUCAUCGACAUUUAAGGCUGUUUCUCAAAUAUUCCAUAUUUCUCCUUGGCCCUAUCAGGAAUAAUUUGAGUCACUGAUCAUGCAGUAAAUGAAAGGUUUGUUAGAAGGAAGAGAUCCAUGUUCUGACAAGUAACAUAAAUCCAUUUGAUGGUUAGCUGGACAUAAAAGUUUUGGGAGGAUGUGGGAGCAGGCUGUGUAAAUGUGAUUGAAUUGCAUCUCCUGUGGAUUGUAAAGGCUGAAAUGGAUUGUAUGGGCCAAUGGCCUUCUCCCAUUGUUUCAGUUCAGUUUCAAGACUAGUCAACAACCAAGGAAGGAAUUUGCCUUUUGUGCCGGUGCUGCUGCUAGUUUAACUAUAUCACUAAUGCUGCUUCCCUGCUCUUUCCCCAUUCUCCUCAGUGUUUCUCUUCAGUUUAUUAUACAAUUCUGUCUGGAAUGUCGCAACGCAAAUCAUUUUGCAGCUGUGCUAACAUUUUCCGUAGUGAAUGACUAUUUGCAUGAUAAAUAAUUCCCUAAUCCCCUCAUACUCUUUCUGUUCUGACUUUACCAAAGCAAACCAUUUCUUCCAAUGUGUUCUACACAUUCUGUUUGGACUCUGGGCUUCUUCUGGAACAAGGAGUGAAGAAUCAUACUUGAGAAGCUGGCUUCAAACAAUGUUGGAAUUGGGCUGGUGUUUGGAAGUCAAGAAUUACCCCAGCUUGAAGACCCCAUUGGAUGUCAACCUCGUUGUAAAAUGCUCAAAUUUAAGUUAGUUGUAUUGACUCUUAACUAGCUGAUUUGCCUAGUUGACGAAGUAAUGUCAUUGUAAUGUGAAAGUAAUGCGAACCCAGUCAUCACUUCAGUGGCUUUGUUGAACCUCUUGUACCACUUACAUUUUAAAUGAAGCCUCCUGUCUCCUGCAGCAGACGGUCAGCCUUGCUGGAACUGUUACAGGAGGAAGCCAUUUAGCACCUUGAGCCAGCCACAUAUGAACGGGAUGCCUUCCAAUCUAUUCCCUGGUUUACUUAUCUUUCUUUGAUCAAGAUCCCAAAACGGAUGCACAAAACUAUGAAAACUAUGACUAAUUCACAUUUUGGGCCAGUUUGUUCAUUAUGUCUUUAUAGCCUGUGCCCUAACUGUAAUCUGCAGGUCUGCCACACUCUGCUGUUUCCUAGCUGUGGUGUAAUCAGAAAUAUGUGGUAUUAUUCAGUUUAAGCCCGAAGACAAGAGAGAGUCUCAGGUUGACCCUCAGGUAUAGCAGUAGUCUGGCCAAGUAAAGAGUAUCGAUUUACUUCCCUUUUCCUUCCAGUCACUCAGCCAUUUUCCUUUCUGUCAGGCAACUUUACCUUUUACGUAAGAACGUAAGCAAUACGAACAGAGGAACCUAUUCAUCCAUUUGAGCCCACUCUGCCAGUCAUGGAAACAUAGAAGAUAGGAGUAGGCCAUAUGACUGUGCAAGCCUGUUCUGCAUUCAGUAUGAUCAUGGCUGAUCAUCAAGCUCAGUACCCAAAUACUAUUUUUCCCGAUAUUCCUUGAUUCUUAUAGAUAGAAGAGAUAUACCUACCUCCUUGAAAACUCAAUGCUUUGGCCACACCCACUUUCUGUGGCAGGGAAUUCCACAGGAUCACCAUAAUGUUUACCCCUUAAUCUUAAAGUAUGAUCCCUCGUUCUGGACUCUACCACCAUUGGGAACAUCCUCCGUGCCUCUAACCUGUCUAGUCCUGCUUAAAUUUGUAGGUUUCUUUGAGAUCCCCCUCAUUCUUCUAACUUCAAUGAAUACUAUCCUAACUGACGAAAUCUCUCCUCAUACAUCAGUCCUGCCAACCCAGGAAUGAAUUUGGUAAACCUUUGCUGCACUGUCUUAGUAGCAAGAAGAUUGUUCCUCAGAUAGAGAUCGAAACAAUGUAACAUUCCAGGUGUAACCAGCACCCACCACCCGCCAGGCCCUGAUUAAUUGCAAAUAGACAUCCAUGGUCCUGUAUUUGAAUCCUAUCAGUAUGAAGGCCAACAUACAGUUUGCCAUCUUUACUGUCUGCCGCACUUGCAUGCUUUAAGCAAUUCUUGACACCCAGGUCUCUUUGAACAUUUAUCUCUAUUUUCCUUCCUAUUUUUGGUAUAAAUGUACUACAAAACCUCACAGUUAUUCACAUUAAACCACAUCUUUUGUGUCUUUGCCCACUUACUCAGCCUGUCUGCAUCCCAGUGCAACUUCUUUACACCCCCCUCAUAGCUCACUCUUCCACCCAACUUGGUGUCAUCUGAAAAUUUUGAGACAUUACAUUGAGCUCCCUUAUCUAAAUUUUUAAAACACAUGUCAUGAAUAGCUGGGUUCUGGUAAAGAUCAUUGGGUACCCGCUGCCAUUCAGAAAAAGAUUCAUUUAUUCCUACAGUUUGUUUCCUGUCUGCAAACCAAUUUUCUAUCUCAGUGCAUCUAAACACAUUACCCCCAGUUCCAUGCCCUUUAAUUUUGCAUAUUAAUCUUCUGUGUGACUUGUUGAAAGUGUCUGAAAGUCCAAAUAAACCACAUCUGGCUCCCCAAAUCAACUCUAAGUGUUCUAUCCUCGAAGAAUUCUAGUAAAGUUGUCAGCUAUGAUUUCGUAAGUCCAUGCUGACUGUAUCUGAUUCUAUCACUGCUUUCUAAGUGCUCUGCUAUAAAAUCCUUGAUAACAGACUCUAGCAUCAUCCUCACUACUGACAUUACACUCACUGGUCUAUAAUUCCCCUUUUAAAUAAUAGGGUUACAUCAGCUACUCUCUAAUCUGUAGGAACUGUUCUAGUGUCUAAAGAACCAAUGCAUCCACUAUGUCUACAGCUACUUGUUUAAGUACUCUGGGAUGUAGAAUAUCAGGCCCUACAGAUUUAUCAGCCUUCAAUCCCAUCAAUUUCUCCAACAUCAUUUAUCUAGUAAUAGAGAUUUGUUUCAGUUCCUCUCACUAAAUCCUGUAUUCCCCAUCAUUUCUGAUCAAUUAGAUCAUGGCUGGUCUUCUACUUUGACACUGUUUUCCUGUAGCUUUUGAGUACCUUAAUAUAAUUCAAAAGAAA